AAACCAUCGUCAUAGGUUAAUACAACAACAAAACACCACGAAAUUCUGUGUACUACCAGCUUCGUUCCAGAAGUGUCCCGAGGGAACACUGCUUGCUCCCGAGCCAUGAAUCGCUCACAGCAAGCCAGCUCAGGCAGAGCGCCUGAGCCGCCUUUACCACCUGCCUCAAACAGUAACGGGGAUGCGCUUGUUCAGUCGAUGAGACAAUUCUCUUUCAACACAGCAUCUGCAACAGCACUUCCGCCUUCUCCUCGCAUCUCGUCACCUCGUAGGAAUUCCAGCGUCCCAAAGGCACCAUCAACAAAUGAGAGGCGCAACCAAAGCCCAUUGCGGAGGAGCCCAAGUACUGCGAGCCUUGACACACGCUCCGCAUCACCAACACUGUUGCGCAAAGCGUCAAUGAACUCUCUCAAGAAUGCGGGGGCGGUUACACCGACGCGACCAUCGCCAGCGUCUUCCAGGAGAUCGUCAUCGGCGCAUAGGGCCAAUGGCCAGAAUCUGUUUGGGAAGUCGCCCCAUACGAACUUGGACGACACCCCGGAGGAGCCUCCUGUCACUGCGGAGUCAAUAGCGACCACAUAUUUUGCGAAAGAGCUCGCUCUUCAUACUUUGAGCGACGAACAGCGACCGGUGGAUACUAUUGCUAUUUUACACGAUGCUUGCUACGGACAUAGAUACUCGCGCCCACGUACGACACGGGCGGGGCUCAGUACGAUCGUCGAACGACCGGAGCGCAUACAUGCCAGCAUAUUGGGCGUAUGUGCAGCAUACGUGAGACUGGGAGAACGACAUGCAGAAGGCCGCUAUGCGCCACAUCCAAGACGGCACCCAUCGAACAGUCCCAGUAUACCCUUUCGCAUACAGAAGACCAGCCGCAAGCUCGAUCUCUCGUCUCCUGCGGUCACAAACGUACAUGGCACGAAGUGGAUGGAGGAGUUGAAGAUUAUGUGUAAUGCGGCAGAGUCUAAAUUGGCGAUGAAUGGGAAGGAAUUGGCAAGACCGCAGAUGAAUAGGGGCUCGGAUGGGGAACCUCAACAACUUCACGAAGGCGAUUUGUACCUUUGCGCCGAGUCAUUAAACGCGAUGGAAGGCGCUCUGGGAGCUGUCUGCGAAGGAGUGGAUACAGUCUUCAAUGGUUCACAAAAUGGAAAGGGCCCCAAGCAAGCGUUUGUUGUGAUUCGACCUCCAGGCCAUCACUGUGCAGCCAGUUACCCAUCAGGGUUCUGUUGGUUGAACAACGUACAUGUUGGAAUUGCUCAUGCAGCGCUAACCCAUGGACUCACACAUGCCGCGAUUAUCGAUUUUGAUCUCCACCAUGGCGACGGGUCGCAGGCCAUAGCAUGGGCACACAACUCUCGUGCAACAACCUUACCUAAGAAUGCAGCGGCGUGGAAGAAGACCUCUAUUGGGUACUUCAGUCUUCACGAUAUCAACUCCUAUCCUUGUGAGAUGGGCGAUGAGGAGAAAGUCAAAAAUGCCAGUAUCUGCAUUGACAAUGCGCAUGGCCAAAACAUCUGGAAUGUUCACCUCCAGCCCUGGAAGAGCGAGGCUGAAUUCUGGCACCUUUAUGAGACGAAGUACAUGGUUCUACUGGAGAAGACGAGGCUAUACCUGCGCGGGCAGACAGACCGUAUCCGCGAGUCUCAGUCAGCACUGAAGCCCAAGGCUGCCAUAUUCCUCUCUGCUGGCUUCGAUGCAAGCGAGUGGGAAAGCUCUGGUAUGCAACGCCAUAAAGUCAAUGUCCCAACAGAAUUCUAUGCGCGUCUUACGCGCGAUGUGAAGAGGAUCGCAGGAGAGGAGGGUUGUUCGGUCGAUGGCCGCAUUAUAAGUGUACUGGAGGGUGGGUACAGUAACCGCGCAUUGGCGAGUGGCGUUCUCAGCCAUAUCAGUGGCCUUGCCGGCUCUGAUCCCGAUGUGGUUGAGAGACCGGUCGAUCCAUCUGGUCUGGGAUUUGAAAUUGCCCAGCGCGCCGGUGCAUUGGGCCUGAAGACUGAGGAUCUGGAUAAUCAAGUUAAGCUAGCCUACGACCCGUCGUGGUGGGGAUUAUCACAGCUAGAGCUGCUGGAUUCGAUUGUCCACCCUCCCCCACCUCCGGAGCCAAAGAAAGUCAAGAGCAGCUCUCCGCCAACAUACUUCUCGCCAACCCAGGCGUCCAAUGCAAAGAUUGCAGAAUCACCGAAGCUAAGGCGCUCGUCCUCCAAUUAUUUUAAUGGCGGGUCACCGAGGCCUCCUACCCGGCCUCCUUCUCCACCUGCUCCUGAGGUUGGCUGGGCUACGGCAACACAUGAAUUGAGCAAACUUCUUAUACCAACAGACAGACAAACGAUGAGCUGCAAGCCUGAUGAACUGUCAGCUGAGGCAACACGUGUCAGGCGCGACCGCCAGUCUCUACUCACACCCCCGACAUCCACUGGCACUACCCCUGACAUAACACCAAGCACUCGAAUGAGCCUCAGAGAACGAAAGGCGCCCAAGCCAGUCGAUAAGGCGGCUGAGGAGAAAAAGGCGGAGGCUGUGGCACGAACCAGCCGCAGGAGAACCGUUGCUGGUGCUGCGGUAUUGGCCACCGACAAGGCAGCUGCACGUAGCGUUCCGAAGCCUGAACCUAGCUAUAAGCAGGCUACCAAGCAGUCGAGCAGGAGGCUUAGUCUCAUAUCAAACAGCUCUGCUGCAACGGAACCAGCAAGUGCAACUGCGUUGAGUGGCGCUCGGGUGGCAUCUCAACCCUCUCUUCCAAUCCGUCCAGGCAGCUCACAAAGUUGCAUUCUGCCCAAUACGACUGCAAGCUCGAGAGGCCCCUCCAUACCCGUUAAGAAAACCAGAGCUCCGGCUAGUUCUCGUGAUGCGCCAAAGACAGCCCGUGCCGCUUCAAGGGCAUCUGUUGCUACCAAGCCUAGAGCAUCUGCUUCCAAUACCGCUGCCGAGGCCCGUCAGCGACAAACUUCUGCGCAACAGCCAACGAAUGCCCCCGCUGCUUCAGCUGAUGCAGACAUCGAUAGUUUGACAGCCGGCAUGAAGAAGGUCAAGAUAAAUCUUACGACGAAGGCACAACGUGACGCCAAGGCAGCAGCAGCGGCCGCAGUAGCUAAUAUGCCAGCACCAAAUGCCUCAGCACCGCCACCAUCCGAUGCGGCUGUGACAGCAUCUCAGACAGCUCAUGGGAUUCCCGAGCUGCCUCAAUUUGGCCAACCGGGAACACCACCUAGACAGCCACUGUCCCGGACGGGUUCUUACAUGAGCGAACUCCCACCGCCAACCCCUGAGCCUUUAACCCCCCACCCCUCCAUCGCCGACCGCCUCCAGCAGCUACAGGUAGCCACAUCAGCUCCUCUUCCCACGAGCUCGCCGCCCAGAUCUCUCCGAAGAUCUUCAUCCGUGUCUACUGCUCGUACCUUCACAUCCACCACACCACCGCAUCCACAAGCCGCAGCUCCAUCGAGCAAUGUCUUCAUCCCUUACCAACCCGAAGGCCCGACUCCCAAAGCUGGCCCACGGGACGAGAAGCUGAAGUGGUUGGAGCCCAACACCGCAACGCCCGCCAUGAGCCCAGCGAAGAGGGGCGAUCUUCCUGUCUUCUCGAGCACCGGCGCUAUUCCGUUUGCAGUGAAGAGGCAAAUCAGUGGCAGCGAGACGAAGAGGGAGGAUGAUAUCUGGGAGGUCCCUGAGACGCCAGGGAAAAUGUAAGAGGUGGAAUUGUGCCAUUAUUAUUGUAUUGCACACCGAUUUGUUUAUAGGGCUCAUUUUGUGCCCCUAUUGUUAUUUGCGAGAUGCCGUUCUGUGAACGGCGUGGAUGGGAUUUGUUUUCUGGUUUCCUGGUGGUUAUCACUUUGUAAUUAUCAUGAUACCCCUUUUUACUUCGUUUCUUGCCUGGGAAAGUUUAUUUAUCUUAAGUAGUCCUAGUUACUCUCAUCGAAUAUUAUUAAAAGCGG
Molecule: messenger RNA, 3929 nt
Organism: Pseudogymnoascus verrucosus
Lineage: Eukaryota; Fungi; Ascomycota; Leotiomycetes; Thelebolales; Thelebolaceae
Exons: 1
Coding region: 106-3684 (1192 amino acids)
Cellular component (GO): nucleus
Molecular function (GO): histone deacetylase activity
Source: RefSeq, a predicted model, not a curated record